Manis javanica (Malayan pangolin) is the source of this 1852-nucleotide messenger RNA. It is a transcript of the gene SDSL, whose product is annotated as serine dehydratase like. Gene Ontology annotation, biological process: L-serine catabolic process; L-threonine catabolic process. The record is from RefSeq and is a predicted model, not a curated record. Lineage: Eukaryota; Metazoa; Chordata; Mammalia; Pholidota; Manidae. Gene Ontology annotation, molecular function: threonine deaminase activity; pyridoxal phosphate binding; L-serine ammonia-lyase activity.
CAGCUUCUUCAUCUGUCAAAUGGGACCAGAUAAUGUGUGUGUUGUGGACGGCGUGCAGAUAGUGAAGGUCGUUUCCUUCUCCUUCCUCCGCUGGGAGCUGUCACUUUAACGUGGAAGGAGGGGCCAAGGCCACUGGGAGCGCUGGUGCCCAGGCAGGCUGGUCAGCCGCGGCCCAGCUAGCCUGGGGACUGCUGGGCAGGAAGCCCACAUUCUUGGGCUCCAGAGCAGAGGUGAGGCCCAGGUGGCCGUGAGAGGAGUCUGGUCUGGGCAGCCUGGGUAACUCGCGGCCAGUGACAUCCCCCACUCAAGAGGUGCCCUUCGAGGAACUGCGUGGAGGUGGCUCAGACUUCGCCCUGUCUGGGGAAUCCCGGAGCCAUCCCAGCAAGGACCCGGGGUCAAAUCGAGGAGCAGGAGACCUGGAACCCGGACCGAAAGUGGACAAGUUCAGGCUUGUGGAAUAUGCUUUUUCUUGGACUCCCUUCUUGUCUGUCACACAUCUCAGAGUUCCCCUCGGAAACAUGCAGAUCCAAAGAGACUUAAAAGACCUCUCCACCAGCCAAGACACACAGGCCCUCCAAGUGGUUGUGGGAAUGGAGUGUUCACGGGCAAAGCAUGCUAAUAGUGAGCACUUCCACAUGGUCACGCCCCUGCUGGAGAGCUGGGCACUGUCCCAGGUGGCGGGCACAACUGUCUUCCUCAAGUGUGAGAAUGUGCAGCCAACUGGCUCCUUCAAGAUCCGGGGCAUUGGGCAUUUCUGCCAGGAGGUGGUCAAGAAGGGAUGCAGACACCUGGUGUGCUCCUCAGGCGGUAAUGCAGGCCUUGCUGCUGCUUACGCUGCUCGGAAGCUGGGCAUCCCUGCCACUGUUGUGCUCCCUGAAGGCACCUCCCUGCAGGUGGUGAGCAGGCUGCAGGGGGACGGGGCUGAGGUUCAGCUCACUGGAAAGGUCUGGGAUGAUGCCAAUCUGAGGGCACAAGAGUUGGCCAAGAGGGACGGUUGGGUGAAUGUUCCUCCGUUCGACCACCCCCUGAUAUGGGAAGGCCACGCCAGCCUGGUGCGGGAGCUGAAGGCAGUGCUGGGGACCCCACCAGGAGCCCUGGUGCUGGCGGUAGGGGGCGGAGGACUCCUGGCUGGGGUGUCAGCUGGCCUGGCAGAGGUGGGCUGGCAGCAUGUGCCCGUGGUUGCCAUGGAGACCCGAGGGGCACACUGUUUCAAUGCGGCCGUCAAGGCAGGCAGGCUAGUGACACUGCCGGCUAUCACCAGUCUGUGCAAAAAAUGGCACAAUCAUGGUUACAGAGUCAGAGGAGUGACGUGCAUUUGUCAGUCAUUCAUGGGACACACAAUUUUGGAGCACCUCCUGGUGCCAGUGUGGCCAAGUGCCUCGGUGCAAGGACUGUGGCUGCGCAGGCCCUGGAAUGCACGCGGGAGUUCAAGAUCUUCUCUGAGGUGGUGGAGGACGUGGAGGCCGUGCGUGCUAUGCAGCAGUUCCUGGAUGAUGAACGCAUGUUGGUGGAGCCUGCUUGCGGGGCAGCCUUGGCUGCCAUCUACUCAGGUCUCCUCGGGAGGCUCCAGGCUGAGGGCCGCCUGCACCCUUCCCUGGCCUCUGUCGUGGUCAUCGUGUGUGGAGGCAAUGGCAUUGACAGCCGAGAGCUGCAGGCUCUGAAAGCCCAGCUGGGUCAGAGCUGAGAGCUCCUGGUCUGGGAUGGACCUUCUGUCGCUGGCUGGGGCCUCUGUCAUGGGCUGUAGUGUACACUGCCCUGGGCUCCUGUGCAAGCCACCUCUUGCAGGAAGCCCUCUUAAUGGCUCCCUUUGGCUACCCUACGGCCCUGGCCAAUAAACACUUUCUAAAUCGAA